AUGAGGAACCUGACUUGGCUGUUCAUCUUUGCAUCCGUAGUCUUGACUCAUGGCACUCAUCUUCCACCGCCCACAGCUAUUACGCGAAAUGGAACCAUACGAGGCGUACAGCUCCCUUCCUUCCAGCAGGAUCUCUUCCUGGGGAUUCCUUAUGCUCAAGCCCCUCGACUAGUCAAUCCCAAGCCUAUCAACAAUACCUACGAUCGCGACAAUCCAUUUGACGCUUCUCGCUACGGUGACACAUGCUACGGCUUCGGUUCCAACGAACUUCUGGGACUGACCCAAAGUGAAGACUGUUUGAAUUUGAAUAUCAUCCGACCCUCCAGAACAGCUGAGAACAAAGAUGCUGACCCUCUCCCUGUUUUAUUCUGGUUAUAUGGCGGAGGCCUGCACCAGGGUUCUUCCGCAGACCCAAUGUGGAACCUAUCGUAUAUUGUGCAACGAUCCGUAAUGGAGGAACAGCCCCUCAUCGCCGUGAGUAUCAACUACCGUCUCUCUUUUCUUGGAUUUCCAGGAGGGCAGGAGGCUUUGAAUGCCGGGGUGACCAACCUGGGACUGAAGGACCAGCGAUUGGCCCUGGCUUGGAUCCAGGAGAAUAUCAUCGCAUUUGGUGGUGAUCCGCUCCGGGUUACAAUCUGGGGCGAGUCUGCGGGUGGAAUCAGUGUUGUACAACAUCUAACAGCCUAUGGAGGCCAUGGUGGCACUGAGCUGUUCAGUGGUGCCAUUGCAGUUAGCGGGUUUGCAACGGGAGCUGCUUUGCCAGACACGGAGAAGAUGCAAGCUGGGUUUGAUCAGUUGGUGGAAGGGGCUAAUUGUACGAUGGCAGAGGAUAAGCUUGAUUGUCUUCGCAGGACCUCAUUGUAUAACCUAUACCCCAUUGAAGGGAGCAUAGAUGGGGGAUGGGGUCCGAUAAUAGACGGUGAUUUCCUCCGGAGACCUCCUGCGUGGGAGAUUCAUGAUGGAAACUGUGCUCGUGUGCCUCUCCUUCUGGGCAGUAAUUCGGACGAGGGCCUGAUCAAAGUCACGGCGUCGGAAUACUUUCCCAACUCGACGAAUGAGACUGCAGCUUUACUAGAAACCAAUUUUCCUCUCCUGCAACAUUCGGUCAUUGAGCAGCUACUAGAUUCAUACCCAGAAGAUGGACAAGGAGAAGCACCGCCAUACUCCCUGCCGCCAGACUUCGCCUGGUGCAAGGCUAUGCACGCUGCCAAUCUUCCCUGUGGCUCUCAAUACCGUCGCGCUGCAGCCCUGUUGGGGGAUUAUGUCUCGCACGCGCCCCGAAGGUAUAUGGCCCAGCUGUGGUCGAGACUCGGUCUGCCAACGUACAGCUUCCACUUCAAAGCGGCCACAACGGGUAUUCCAAUCCAAUACUUCUACGGCCUGGGGCCUGGCUUUGCGAACCACGGCGCCGAUUUGGCGUAUGAGAUGGGAUUGCCAGGAGGCUUCACUACGCCCAUUCGGUUCUACCCACCGGUCAAGAAUGUUUCUGGGCAUGUGGCCCUGUCGAUGGAGAUGAAUCGACGGUGGAUUGCGUUCGUGACGAGAAGGGAUCCGAAUGAAUUGAGAGGUAUGUAUAUUUGA
Molecule: messenger RNA, 1581 nt
Organism: Penicillium pulvis
Lineage: Eukaryota; Fungi; Ascomycota; Eurotiomycetes; Eurotiales; Aspergillaceae
Exons: 1
Coding region: 1-1581 (526 amino acids)
Source: RefSeq, a predicted model, not a curated record